Drosophila obscura is the source of this 844-nucleotide messenger RNA. Its product is annotated as E3 SUMO-protein ligase NSE2-like. Gene Ontology annotation, cellular component: Smc5-Smc6 complex; nucleus. Lineage: Eukaryota; Metazoa; Arthropoda; Insecta; Diptera; Drosophilidae. Gene Ontology annotation, molecular function: zinc ion binding; SUMO ligase activity. Gene Ontology annotation, biological process: protein sumoylation; double-strand break repair via homologous recombination. The transcript has 2 exons. The record is from RefSeq and is a predicted model, not a curated record. The coding region runs from base 103 to 789 and encodes 228 amino acids.
CUUAUCAAUGUUUUAACAUCUCUAUGUACAAAUGGCGGAAACAAAAUCAAAACAAUUCUAGCUAUCAUCCUCGAAUAGCUGCAAAUAGCAUUUCUCUGCUUGAUGGAUUUCACAAAGGAAGUGGAGGCCAACCUGUUUAUGCUUAUUGAAAACACGAAGUUCCUUAAGCAAAUGGCCGACGCUCUUGGCGACUGCGAUGAGAAGGGCAAAAUACAAAAUUUCCUCAAAGAAAGCGCCAAUAAGCGGCGGCUGCAGAUAGGCGAAAAGGUGAUCCAAAUGGGACAGGAUCAUAAAGACACAUGCAAGGCCAUAGAUCAGGCCAAGGAGGAGAGUGCCACCACAGAGGAGCUCGCGCGAAAAGUCAAAGAACUGAAGCAGGAUGCCGCUAAAAAGUCGUCCAAUGUAAAGAACAAAGCCAAGUACAAAUGCUUUAAGAAAGAAAUGGAAUCACAUGCUGGUCUGGCCGUUGUCGCCGGCUCUACUUCCGAUGAUAAUUGCAGUAUGUCCGAAGUUGUGCAAACCGGCGGCGAUGUGUUCUCCCUACACGAUCCAUGGUCGAUGAUGCUGAUGACGGAGCCCGUGCGUAAUAAGAUGUGUGGUCAUAUCUACGACCGUGGAUCGGUUAACGCCAUGAUCAAGGAUAAUCUCAGUGUUCGCUGUCCUGUAUCGGGCUGUGCCAAUAAGCACUACAUUCAACCCUCACAUUUGGUGGACGACCUUGAGGUUUUGGAGAAGCUACGUCGUCAUCAGAUUUUAGAGGUGGAUUCCGACUCGGACGAUUCUGAUUAGUAGCUCAAUGUGUUUGUUGUAAUAUUAAGAAAUGAUAUGUAAUAGAUAAAGCCAU